CACAGUGCCGGUUGUUACGGAGGCGUACGUGCCGCGACGGCUAUUUUUCUCUCUCCCUUUGCUCCGCGUGUCCGCAAUUUCAGUUUCGCCCAACGGCCGUGCAAGGACGAGAACACAACCAGUCGAAACAGAUCAUGGACACCCUAUACCCGAACCUGCACGAUCGCUUCAAAAGCGAGGGCCUCUGUCCGAUCUGCUUGAUGGAAAUGGAACUCGCUCCCAGAUACACUUGCAUUAACCAGCACGCUAUUUGCUACCGUUGCAAACCUUAUUACUACAACUGUCCCACCUGUAACUCGCCAUUAGAAAUGGAAAUGCCGUCUGCACAGGCCAACCCGUCUUACUCUCUACCACCGCCCACUCACUUCAUGCCUCAUCCUCUGCCACCGAAAUUCCACGAGCAUCAUCCCUCUGCUCCGUCGGUGGACGAUUUUCACGAACACGAAAGACACCAAUGGCACCCACCUCCGCCACCUGAAGAUCAGGACCUGACGGCCUGUAAAUACACUCACUUGGGAUGCUGGGUGAAAGUACCGAUAUAUCUAGUGGAUCUGCACGAGUCUCGAUGUCAGUUCCGUCCUCACUUGGAAGAGGAAUACCUUCCCACGGACGUGGCUCACAAGCACGACGAUUUGGUGGAGUGCAGGCAUUGGGUGGUGGGCUGCAAAGUGAGAACGUCACCCUGGAGAAUUUCGAUUCACGAGAAUCACUGCAUCUAUAAAGACCGUUUCGACGAGAUGAACAUCAGCGAGGGAUUGGAACAGACGACGAUCUCCAGCGACGACUACAGCGACCCGGAAGAGUUGGUCGAAUGUAAAUUUCGAAGAUACGGUUGCAUGGUGAACAUGCGUAGGAAGCGAAAACUGUUGCACCAAGAGAAAUGCAACUACCGGAAGUAUCAUCAGGAGGACACGGAGUCUUCGUCGGAGGGCGAGUACGACCCGAACGAGCAAUUGUCGUGCAGAUGGGCCGAACACGGCUGUAGAGUGAGGCCGAAGCGUAGCCGUUUGGAGACGCAUGAGGAAAAGUGCAAUUACAGGAUGGAGGAAUGCAGUUAUAAGUAUAACGGAUGCAACGCUAUGUUCCAACCGUCCAGGAAAUUCGCUCACGAGAGAUCUUGCGAGUUCGCUAAUUAA
This is a messenger RNA of Habropoda laboriosa, 1136 nucleotides long. RefSeq lists its product as uncharacterized. Bases 135 to 1136 code for a protein of 333 amino acids. NCBI's taxonomy places the organism in Eukaryota, Metazoa, Arthropoda, Insecta, Hymenoptera, Apidae. Gene Ontology annotation, biological process: proteasome-mediated ubiquitin-dependent protein catabolic process; multicellular organism development. The transcript is spliced from 3 exons. Gene Ontology annotation, cellular component: cytoplasm. Gene Ontology annotation, molecular function: ubiquitin protein ligase activity; zinc ion binding; ubiquitin conjugating enzyme binding. The record is from RefSeq and is a predicted model, not a curated record.